AUGGAGGAAGCCGAGCACAGGCAGCAGGCUGAGAUGGAGAGCAUGAGGAAGAUGAUGAAGGACCAAGAGAGGGAGAAACAAGCUGAGAUCAUCAAACUACAGAUGGAGUUCAGUGCUAAGCUGGCGAGGGUUCAGAGCGCUUCAGUGAAGACCCAGCUGCAGCCUCCCGGCUCAUGCCCCCUGCCUCAGAACAUCUUCAAGCGGGAGGAGAGUCCCCGCCCCCUCACACCCCUGCAGAGGCUUAACCUGGCCAUGUGCCAGGACGAGAAGACCAUCCGCGAGCUGACCAUCGGCCGCCGCCUUGGCCUCUACAAGGUCCGGGGAGACAUUGGCUGCGGAAACUUCUCCCGCGUCAAGCUGGGCGUCCACGCCCUCACAGCAGACAAAGUGGCCAUUAAGAUCCUGGAGAAGACCAAGCUGGACCAGAAGCAGCUUUCACGGGAGAUCUCCAGCAUGGAGCGUCUGCACCACCCCAACGUGGUCCGGCUGUAUGAGGUGGUGGAGACGGCCUCCCGCCUCCACCUGGUGAUGGAGUACGCGGGCAGAGGGGAGCUGUACACCAGGAUCAGCACCGAGGGCAAGCUGUCUGACACCAACAGCAAGAUCAUCUUCGCCCAGGUGGUGUCAGCCGUGAGACACAUGCAUGAGAACAACAUCAUCCACCGGGAUCUGAAGGCGGAGAACGUGCUGUUUUCUGCCAGCGGCUGUGUGAAGGUGGCCGAUUUCGGCUUCAGCACCGUCAGCCGGCGGGACGAGACCCUGAGCACGCUGUGCGGGUCGCCGCCGUACGCGGCGCCGGAGCUGUUCCGCGAGGAGCGCUACGUGGGCGUGUCCGUGGACGUGUGGGCGCUGGGCGUGCUGCUGUUCUUCAUGGUGACGGGCAGCAUGCCGUUCCGCGCCGACACGGUGGGCCGGCUGAGGCGCUGCGUGCUUGAGGGCGCCUUCACCGUGCCCGCGAGCGUGCCCGAGCCCUGCCGCCGCCUGAUCUGCGCCAUCCUGCGGCCGCAGCCCGAGCUCCGCUGCACCCCCGACCAGAUGAUGGGCUGCGAGUGGCUGCUGCCCGUGCGUUUCCCCCGCCCACUGGAGCCCUUCCGCCUCGACCCAAUGCACCUGCUGGGGGCGGAGCCUGGCAGGGUGGUGGAGGCGGAGGUGAGGAAAGCCCUGGAGGAGCUGGGUAUCACUGCCGAGCACAUCCGCAACAACCAGGGCAAAGACUGCCGCAGCUCUGUCAACGGCAUCUACCGCAUCCUGCUGCACCGCGCCCACCAACGCCGCGGCCUGGAGACUCCGCCCACCAUCCCCCUGCCCGUCGCCGACCCCAAAAUGGACAGACUCCGUGCCUACAGGCACUUACGCCUCACCUCCAAACUCUGCGUCAUUGCUUAA
This is a messenger RNA of Megalops cyprinoides (Indo-Pacific tarpon), 1386 nucleotides long. Its product is annotated as serine/threonine-protein kinase NIM1-like. Gene Ontology annotation, cellular component: cytoplasm. The coding region runs from base 1 to 1386 and encodes 461 amino acids. Lineage: Eukaryota; Metazoa; Chordata; Actinopteri; Elopiformes; Megalopidae. The transcript is spliced from 7 exons. Gene Ontology annotation, biological process: protein phosphorylation; microtubule cytoskeleton organization; intracellular signal transduction. Gene Ontology annotation, molecular function: tau-protein kinase activity; ATP binding; protein serine/threonine kinase activity. The record is from RefSeq and is a predicted model, not a curated record.